Messenger RNA from Nyctereutes procyonoides (raccoon dog), 678 nucleotides. RefSeq names its product olfactory receptor 2AT4-like. The coding region runs from base 28 to 678 and encodes 216 amino acids. Gene Ontology annotation, biological process: G protein-coupled receptor signaling pathway. Gene Ontology annotation, molecular function: olfactory receptor activity; G protein-coupled receptor activity. The transcript has a single exon. Lineage: Eukaryota; Metazoa; Chordata; Mammalia; Carnivora; Canidae. The record is from RefSeq and is a predicted model, not a curated record. Gene Ontology annotation, cellular component: membrane.
CUCAGCUUCCCUGCCUGCUUCCUGCAGAUGUACCUCUUCCACAGCUUCUCCUGCUCUGAAGCCUUCAUCCUGGUGGUCAUGGCCUAUGACCGCCAAGUGAAUAUCUGCCGCCCACUGCACUACCCUGUCCUCAUGACCCCACAGACCAAUGCUACACUGGCAGCCUGUGCCUGGCUCACUGCCCUCCUCCUGCCCAUCCCAGCAGUAGUGCAGACUUCCCACUUGGCUUUUGACAGCACUGCUCACAUCUAUCACUGCUUCUGUGACUACUUGGCCGUGGUCCAGGCCUCCUGCUCUGACACCAUGCCCCAGACCCUCAUGGGCUUCUGCAUUGCCAUGGUGGUAUCCUUCCUGCCCCUUCUCCUGGUGCUUCUCUCCUAUGCCCACAUCCUGGCCUUGGUGCUUCGCAUCAGCUCCCGAGAAGGACGUUCAAAAGCCUUCUCCACCUGUAGCUCCCACCUCCUGGUGGUUGGCACAUACUACUCAUCCAUUGCCAUAGCCUAUGUGGCCUACAGGGCUGACCUGCCCCUUGAUUUCCACAUCAUGGGCAAUAUGGUACAUGCUAUUCUCACACCUGUCCUCAACCGUCUCAUCUACAUGCUGAGGAACAAGGAUGUCAAAGUAGCCAUCACCAGAAUGGCAUGUCCCCAGAACCCAGGGCAUUGUGGGGACCCUUGA